Messenger RNA from Gordionus sp. m RMFG-2023, 4441 nucleotides. RefSeq lists its product as uncharacterized. Lineage: Eukaryota; Metazoa; Nematomorpha; Gordioida; Chordodea; Parachordodidae. The transcript has 8 exons. The record is from RefSeq and is a predicted model, not a curated record. Gene Ontology annotation, molecular function: sucrose:proton symporter activity. Bases 689 to 3805 code for a protein of 1038 amino acids. Gene Ontology annotation, cellular component: membrane.
GUCAAUCAUUAUUGCGUAUAUUAAUUAUUAUAUGCCAAUAUGUAGUAAUUUAUCAAUAAAAUUAUUAAUAUUAGUUAUAGUCGUCCGAUCAUAUUACAUUCUUUUAGGAUAAAUUUAUUAGUUUUUUCUCAUAGACUAAUAUAGAGUAUUACGGUCAUUUAAAGCUCCCAUCAGCUCAGCAUUAUCUCCCAUAGAUUGCAUACCAUCACCUAAAUUACCAAAAUGACUGCCGCCUAAAUUUCCAUAAUUUGUUGAGCCAUCGAUCCUAGAUGACAAAGGUAUGAGAGGCCCCUCUUGAAACUUCUUAAAAAGAUCCAGGCAAUACAUCAUUAUCGUCCUAGGGGUGACGCAUGGAUACCUCUGCUGCAGAUUGCACACGUUGGAAACGAUUUCCCUUUGAAUGUCUUCUUUCUACAAUUUUUGUUACAAAAUAAUUAUCAAAACAUGACCCUUACCCUCACAGCUUUUAUAAAUUUUCAGCGAAGCUAAUUCUACGACAUUUCUAAGGGUAAGAUCGGUGUGGUACAUGAGACAUCUUCUCAUGGUAAUCAAUAUUUCGGCCACUAUAUCGCUCUUAACGUUCGCAAUAUUCACCUCUGCCAAACAAUCUCUAGCUAUACUAUUUAUGUCUAAAAUAGAAUAAGAAGAAUCAAAUAACAAAUCACAAAUCGAAGAAUAAAUAACCACAAUGUCAUCUCACAUUAAUACAGGGUAUUCCAGUGAUAGGGAUUCGCAUGAAGCUUUGGAAGACGCCCAUAUAGCAGAUAAUGGAGCAGCGGUCAAUCUUUCAAAGGAUCCAUCGAAUAAUAAUCGACUUCAUGGUUAUGGUAAAAUGUCUAAUGAUAAGAAUAAUAACAUGGCUGAUGAUGUAAUGCCCAACGAUGACGAUCACAAUAUUGAUAAAAAUAAUGUUAUUCAUUAUGAUACCAACGAUUCUGAAAGGCCGAAACCCAAAGAUCUAGUUCAUAAUAUUCCCCUAGAAAAAAAGGAAGUAAGUAAAGAAGAUAGAAUAUCUGGGGUUCAUGAGAAUGCACCAGAUGUUUCCAAAAGUGCCAUAGCAUCUUUGAUACUAGGCUCUUUAGCGACUAGCCUAAAUCUGGCUAGCAAACUUAUGACCACUUCAGUAGGAGUGGUCCAAAAAAACAUAGAUUACCAUAGGAAGGACGCUUCUAAUUAUGGGCACAUACAAAGGUCAAAGAAAUGGUGGGAAUUCGUGCUUCUAUUUUCUAUUCUCACUGGCAUAGAAGUUAUACACGCCGUUGAAGCAAUAUAUGUUAACCCCAUGCUGCUCGCUAUAGGAAUACCAGCAACCUAUGCCACAAUGAUAUGGAGUUUCAGUCCAGUGCUAGGUUUAAUCUCCGUACCUCUUUUAGGUUCACUCUCGGACAAAUGUCGAUGCACUAUGGGCCGACGUCGUCCUUUCAUAAUUUUUUUUAGCGUGGGUAUGAUAUUUGGCUUGAUAUUAUUAGGAUUCGGCCCUAAUUUCAGCGUUUUGCUAGGCGAUACGGAACUCAAAAAUUCCAAAGAUAGCUCGUUAUACGCUGCCACUUCUCCAAUACCGAUGAUGACAACACGGUCACCCUUAGUUGAAGGUAAUAUGAAUAUAACAAACAUCCUAAAUUCGCCCCUUUUAGCUUUGACAAAGACUCAACCUAGUAACAAUGCUUCGGGCACUACAAUGAUCCCAUAUAUUACUAAUCUUACUGUAGUUCGAAACAAAUCACCGUAUCCGACUAUAACUACCAGUGGGGCUAUUAUAUUGCAAAGUGGCAACGAAGAUAUAUCCUCUAACGAACCGUCGUACAAAUAUUUAUUAAUAUUCAUAUGCGUAGGCGUAAUAAUAAUGGAUUACUCGGCGGAUUCUGGCAGCUCUCCAGCCUUAUCAUAUAUGUUAGAUAUUACUCUCUCAGAACAACACACAUUGGGACUCACCCUAGGUACUACCAUGACAGGGACUGGUGGUCUAUUAGGGUAUUUGAUUGGGUCUUUAGAUUGGGAAAAAUUAUGGCCGAGUAAAGUGCUCAGAAAUCAAUUUCAAAUCGUGUUCAUAAUAGCGCUGGGAAUAUUUAUUAUCACGGCUUUUCUAACUCUCACUAGUUUUAAGGAAAUGCCAUUAUACUAUGUUAAGGUUGACAAAGCUGAGUAUGCGGAGAGAAUGUCUAUAUCUCGUUCUUUGUAUUAUGCUAGUGAUAGAAGUCACAAAAGAAAAUAUGGGCCACCUAGAAUGCUAUCACGCUCCUUUUGCCUGACCGAUAUGCAUUACAUGGAUAAUAAGUUACCUCACUAUAAAUCCAGCGAGCUCGCAGAUUCCAGCAAGGAUGGUGUUAAUUUGAAGAAAUUGUUUAAGUAUCAGGAUUUUCGCUUGAGUCUCCCCGAUCUUGGAUUCAAACCAAAAGACAACAAGAAAUUUAAUAUGAGAAUUGCACAUAAAAAGAAUAAUUCAAACAAAAAUAUUACCACUUUAAAUAAUCUGCAAAUUCCCACUGAAAUUAAUAAAAAUGCAAUUAAUGGAUCAACAAUUAUAGCUGACGAAUUUAUACACAACUUAAGUAAAACAACAAGCGAGUCUAAAUCUCCCACGAGAAAAAUUCACAAUAACAAUAGUAAAGUAGUAUCUUUGUUACCACAAAUAACAUUAACUAGUGACGGAGGACAGGAAUUACCGACAAUUUUAGAAAACGAUGAAAUUGGCAUCGAUAAAAAAAGCCUUGAUAAGGAGUCCAACUCGAAAAUCUCCAGGAAUAAAAAACCCAAACUAUCUAUCACCGGGGUCUUAACGAAAUCGAAAUUUCAAGAUUUUAUAAUAGACAAGGGAAUUGAGAAAAUUAAAUCCAACGAUUCCCAUCCUAAUAAAGACGAUCUUGACAAUUUAGUAAAAGAUAAGAGCUUGCAUGAUGAGAACAACCAAAAUCUUCUUUCCGUUCAACAUCCACCUCUACCUCUUAGCCUAUCUCCAGUGGACAGUUGGGAAAUAUCGGCUUCUUUGCCCAUGCAAAAAGAGGAGAAUCUAGACUCGAGUGAUACGGAAGACGAAGAGAUGACCCUCAAGGAAUACGUAAUAUCGAUAGUGAAGCUGCCCAGACAAAUGGCUAUUCUAUGCCUUACCCAUUUGUUCUGCUGGAUGGCUUUCCUAUGUUUCGCGUCAUACUUUUCAGAUUUCGUAGGGCAAAGCGUUUUCAAAGGCUCUCCCACCGCUAGCCCUGGAAGUAACGAAAAUCUUCUAUACGAAAUGGGUAUACGAUAUGCUUGUAUUUCUAUGUUUUUGUACGCUCUUACCUGUAUACUUUACUCCACCAGGAUCAAAAGAUUCGCCUCGAGAAUCGGUACGAAAAGAGUGUAUAUUUUCGGAAUUUCUUACUAUUGCGUAUCGAUGGCCAUCUUAGGAUUCGCCCCGUAUAAAGCAGCCGUAAUGAUUUUAGCGCCAGCAGCUGGCAUUCUUCAAGCUUCCUUGCUCAGCAUACCAUUCAUUUUCAUUUCGCUAUACCACAAAAGAGAAAUAUUCAAUCCUAAACAUCUGGACAAAAAAGAUGAAGAAAAACAUACCAACCAAACUAAUUUACCACAAUCUAACGGGCAAAAAAAUGAAAAUGUCAAUCAAAAAAAGAAUCCUGUAUAUAAAAAAAGAGGCAUUGGGACCGAUGUAGCUAUAGUAAGUAGCAUGGUCUUUUGGGCGCAACUCAUAGUUUCAUUGACUUUGGGACACAUGAUAGACGCGCUAAAUACUACACUGGUCAUCCCGUUUUAUGGGUGCGGUCUGAGUGCUUUAGCCAUUAUUUGUUCGCUAUGGGUAACAGAUUGCAAAUGAGGAAAUAUUUUUUUUCCAUAUGUAAACAGGAAUAAAAUCAUUUUGUAUUUGGUUAAAGCGGGAUUGGUUUUAGUCGUUAAUCCUUAAUAUUUCGUUUUUUAUUGACUCAAACUGUUCUUCCCCAGAAACAUCGUGUUUUAAAAAUAAUGUCAAUUGGUCUGUAUAUUUUUUCCAUCGACUUUAUAUCGUAUUAUAAUGAUUCAUUUAAUGAUUCACAAAGUGUUUAAGUAAUAUAUGCAUGUAAGUGAUCAAUGUUAUUUUUACCUUUAAAUCUAUUUUUUGAGCGCGUUUUUUUAAAUUUAAAGAAUAAAAUUGCUGAAAAUAUAUUCCCAGAAUAUUGUAGAAAAUCUACUUAUUUUUAGAAAAAUUUUACCAUGAACUUAAGUGUUCUAAUAUAAUUUAUACUAAUUUUUCCUUAGCAUUUUAAAAGAUUAAAAAGUUAAUAAUAAAUUUGUCAAAAAUUUAUAGGGUUGACUAUACUGGAAAAAAUGGCUCGCAAAUCAAAUUUUACCAAUUAAAAAAAUGCACUCAAAAAAUGAUUUAAAGUUUCAAAAAUAACACAUUUAUGCUAACAAAUAUUAUAUGAAUAUAAUUUUUUUAUAUAUAUCCCAAACAAAUAAUUUAUUUUGAACGCAU